Messenger RNA from Menidia menidia (Atlantic silverside), 2578 nucleotides. Lineage: Eukaryota; Metazoa; Chordata; Actinopteri; Atheriniformes; Atherinopsidae. The record is from the annotation of a GenBank genome assembly.
UUGUCCUCCUUCCCGGCCCUGUUGCACACCAUGCCUCUCCCUGAAGACCUGGGCCGUGCGCUGUGCGUCAUCACCGGCGCCUCCAAAGGCUUCGGCCGCGCCGUGGCGCAGGCCGUGGCCGGGCUGGUGACCCCCGGCUCGGUGCUGGUGCUGGCCGCCCGGUCCGGCGACGAGCUGCGCGCCCUGCAGGCGGAGCUGGACCAGCCGGGGCCCGGCCGGGCCGGACAGGCCGGAGUCCGGACGGAGGUAGUCGUGGCGGACGUUACGCGAACGGAGGGCCUGGAGCGCAUCGUGCAAACAUCCAAAGAGGCUUUUUCUGAGAGUAUUGAACAUAUUAUUCUGGUCAAUAACGCCGGCUCUUUGGGAGACGUAUCCCGCUACACUAAAAGUUUCACCGACAUGGCUGAAGUGGACUCUUACUUGUCCCUUAAUGUUAGCUCCUCCCUCUGCCUCACUGCCCGAGUUCUGGAGGCUUUCCCCCCGAAUCCAGGCCGUCGAUGCACCGUGAUCAACGUCUCGUCGCUGUGCGCCCUUCAGCCUUUCCCUUCCUGGGUGCUGUACUGCACCGGCAAAGCUGCCAGAGAAAUGAUGUUCAAGGUUCUAGCUGAGGAGGAGCCAGAUGUGCGGGUGCUCAACUACUCUCCAGGGCCUCUAGACACAGCCAUGCAGGUGGAGGCCAGAUCCAACACAGCUGAUCCAAACAUCAAAAAGUCAUUUUCGGACAUGUUUGCUAAGGGUCAGCUGCUCACCUGUGAGGAAUCCUGCGCAAAGCUGAUGAAGUUGCUAUUAGAGGACACCUACACUUCAGGAGCUCACAUAGAUAUCUACGACUUGUAGACAGAGAAUGAGCGCACUUUCUGCCUUUUAGAUUUUUGCCUUGCUGGUAUUUCCAUGUUCUUUGAUGAUUGAAUGAAGAAUAAGACUGACCAAAAACUAUUCUUACCAGAUUAAAAGCAUUCCAGAACCUAUGUUCAUGUAUUGUAAAGCUACAAUAAGUUUUACAAGAAGCUACACUACAGGGAUAAAAUGCCAAACAUUUCUAAUUCUACGAAACAGUAAUUGUUUACUCUGAUGGUACCUGGCCAUCAUCCAUUUUCAUAUUACCCAAGUCAGGAAUAUUUUAGACUGAUAUUUUAAUCACAUCUUAUAUUAUCAGUCGCAUUCCAAAAUGGUUUGAGAAAAAUGGAAUUGAUGCUGUAUUCCACAGCACUAAAGCACUUGUUUCCAUAAAAAAUUACAGACUGUAGGUAAAGAACACAAUUGUUAUUAUGAAUUUUUAAAAUUGUUAUUAUAAAUAAAGGUCUUUUAUUUUAGUUUGUAGUUAGUUCAAAAGGUACUCAUCAUUAACAUUUAUUUUGACUAUAGCCUGCAUUAUGAUUGUUUCUUUUUUCCAUAGGUUUUUUUGAAUUGUAGUUUUUACUAUAUCAGUUUUAUUACAUGAUCUCAAUAUACUUAUUUUUGUUCAGUUGAUUAAAACAGCUCAAAAUAACAUUUAAAUAGUUGUAUCUGUUUACAAAAUUUGUGAUCUUCAUCAUUCCCAUCACAUUUGUGAUGAUCUUUCCAAAGCUUAUGUCUACUUUCUUAAUUUUCUAAUAUAAUAUCUAUAUGUAUACUCACCUAAAAUAUCCAUUCUAAAGGAAAACAAAUCAGUUUAAUUAUUUAUUAAAGACCGUAUUGCAGUCUUGUUGUUGGCUGAACUUAUAUAUUAUAUAAGAUAUUAUAUUAUAGUUUGUUAAAAACCUGGCCAUAUAUCUGUCUUUGUAUAUGAGAGUUAUAUUAGGAAUUAUGAUUAUUCUUAUCAAAUCAAUUUACAUAUAGUAAGAAUCUAGCCAUAAAACCAGCAUAAACCAUAGACAUAGCUAUUUGAAACCUUUCUGUGCGCAAACACAGUUUAAUUUAGUGGCUUAUAUUAGAGUUGCAUAUAUUCAGCAAAUCCUUGUGAUUCAGAUUUUAAACAUGCUGACCAUCCAGCAAACUUUGUGGACGUUCUCUUUUACUAUUUUGUCUCUCUUUUGUCCAAUAACAUAGCAAGUGGACUAAAUUCAAAAUCUUUUUCUGUAAAGCACUUUUAUCUGUCUUGCGCACAAAAUGUGCCAUACAGAUAACUUUACCUUGCCUACCUUUGAUAUAUCAGAAUAUGAAAAUAUAUUUUUUAUUGUGACUUCGGGUCUUGUUUUUUUUUCUUAGUUCUCUGGUCAGUGAACUUCCACUUAUAUGAAAGUAAAUGAUGUGUGCUCAGUUAAAUAGUUCUUUACAAAACUAUUACUGUUGUCCAUGAUUUCUAUAUUAGUUUUACUUUGAUUCCAUUGACGUUUUGUUGAUGACAUUUCAUUGAUGAUGUAUUGUUAAUUCUGUAUUGAACCAUUCUAAUAAUCUGUGCUACAAAGACCCAAAGGUUUGUUGCUUAGUUGUUCUUGUGCCCCACUCAGGGUAAAACAAAAAAUACAGCUUUCUUCUGUAUAGUGUGCUUUAAACGUGCCUUUAAUAUCUGUCUGUUUACCGGUGGCAUUUCGCAAAUCAUUUAUGUCAACUAGAAAUUGUGUGCUUCAGCAGAAAAAUAAAUAUAUGAAAUAAAUGG